Messenger RNA from Hypanus sabinus (Atlantic stingray), 3203 nucleotides. RefSeq names its product WD repeat domain 3 (gene wdr3). Gene Ontology annotation, cellular component: small-subunit processome; Pwp2p-containing subcomplex of 90S preribosome. The record is from RefSeq and is a predicted model, not a curated record. The transcript is spliced from 27 exons. The coding region runs from base 163 to 2982 and encodes 939 amino acids. NCBI's taxonomy places the organism in Eukaryota, Metazoa, Chordata, Chondrichthyes, Myliobatiformes, Dasyatidae. Gene Ontology annotation, biological process: maturation of SSU-rRNA. Gene Ontology annotation, molecular function: snoRNA binding; protein binding.
GCGUGAGUUGCAGCGUCUGCGGUUUCGGAGCCGCCAGUCCCUCCUUCGAUUAUCGUGUGAUCGAGUCUGUGAGUAGCCGUUCGGCGGAGCCUCCGGAUGGUCUGGAGUGAAGCAGCAACGUGAGAAUUUUUUUUAAUCUUCUACCAAGCUUAGCCCUUGGUCAUGGGGCUGACAAAGCAAUAUCUACGCUACGCUGCCAGUGCAGUUUUUGGAGUAAUUGCAAGUCAGAAGGCAAAUAUUGUUUUUGUACAACUACGUGGAGAGAAAGGUCGAUAUGUGGCAGUUGCGGCCUGUGAGCACGUGUUUAUUUGGGAUAUCCGAAAAGGAGAAAAGGUGUGGAUUCUUAAGGGCAUUAAGCAUGAUGUAACUUAUCUGUGUGCUGCUCCUGAUGGCCAACACCUGGCAGUUGGGUAUGAAGAUGGCUCUAUACGCAUAUUCAAUAUCAUAACUGGAGAGAGCAAUGUCACCUUUAAUGGGCACAAAGCAGCAGUGACGACUCUCAGCUAUGACAGCCUUGGAGCACGACUGGUUUCAGGAUCAAAGGACACAGAAAUCAUUGUAUGGGAUGUUAUCAAUGAGAGUGGAUUAUACAGGCUGAAAGGACAUAAAGAUGCUAUUACUCAUGCCAAGUUUCUGAAGGGCAGGAAUUUUCUGGUUUCAAGCUCCAAGGACACAUUAGUUAAAUGGUGGGAUUUGGAUACACAGCAUUGCUUCAAGACGUUGGUUGGCCAUCGGAGUGAGGUAUGGAAUUUUGUGCUGCUUUCAGAUGAAAAGAGAAUAAUGACUGGAUCAUCUGACAGUGAGCUGAGGGUGUGGGACAUCCAGUAUCUAGAUGAGGCAAAAGAAGCUGGAGAACCAGAUGCAAAAAAGACAAAAAAUUCCUUAGGAAAUACUGAACUAAUUGAAGAGGAAUUGGAUGAAGAUCCUGAGGAGCGUUUACUAUCUUGUCAGAAGAUUGGAUCUUUAUUUAGGGCGGGCAGGAAUCGUGUUGUUUCCUUAGCAACUGAUCUCAGUCAGAAAGUUAUUAUCUGUCAUGGCACAGAUAGUGUUCUUGAAGUUUUUAAGAUUUUAAGUGAAGAGGAAGUGAAUAAAAAGAUUGAAAAGAAACAAAGGAAAGCCAAGAAAAAGGCAAAGAAAAGAGCUGAGUCAGGGGAAUCUGGUAUUGACUUGGAGCCUACUGUGGAACGAACUCUAAAAGAUGAGAUUCAGGAGGUAACCAAAAUCAAAGCCUCAGCAAAAGUCAGAUCAUUCAGUGUUCUUCAUAUGCCAAAUGGCGGACUAAGGAUUGUAGUGCUGUUGCAGAACAACACAGUGGAAGCAUUCAAUCUGAAUAUAUCAACAGAGAAACCAUCAGAAUGCACACAACUGGCUAGAGUAACUGUUGCAGGCCAUAGAACAGAUGCAAGAACACUUGCCUUCAGUUCUGACAACAUUGCAGUACUUUCUGCUUCGGCUGAGACUGUCAAAAUAUGGAACAGGUCCAGUUUACAAUGUAUCAGAACCAUGGACUGUGAAUACUCGCUGUGUUCCCUAUUUGUUCCUGGAGAUAGACAAGUUAUUUUGGGAACUAAGUUUGGAAAGCUGCAGCUCUUUGAUUUAGCUUCGGGAAAUAUGUUGGAGACAUUUGAUGCCCAUGAUGGAGCAGUGUGGUCUGUUUCACUGGCACCAGACCAGCGUGGUUUAGUCUCUGGAAGUGCUGACAAGACAGUGAAAUUUUGGGAAUUUGAAUUGGUGAAGGAUGAAGAUUCCGCACAGACAAGACUGUCUUUGAAUCACACCCGUACACUUCAGCUGGAUGAGGAUAUACUAUCUGUGUGCUACAGCCCUAAUCAGAAGCUGCUGGCUGUGUCAUUGCUUGAUUGUACAGUUAAAGUAUUCUACGUGGACACACUGAAGUUUUUCCUCUCUCUUUAUGGACACAAGCUACCUGUGCUUUGUAUGGAUAUCUCUCAUGAUAGCUCUCUGAUAGCAACUGGUUCAGCUGACAGGAAUGUGAAGAUUUGGGGACUGGAAUUUGGUGACUGCCACAGGUCACUCUUUGCUCAUGAUGACAGUGUAAUGUCCUUGAAGUUUGUAGCAAAAACUCAUCUCUUCUUCACUGCUGGGAAAGACAGGAAAAUCAAACAGUGGGAUGCUGACAAUUUUGAGCACAUUCAAACUCUGGAAGGACAUCACGGGGAGGUCUGGUGUCUGGCCAUCAGCCCAAAUGGAGAUCACAUAGUUUCGUCCUCUCAUGAUAAAUCUCUACGACUGUGGGACCGAACGAGAGAACCAAUUAUUCUGGAGGAAGAGAGAGAAAUGCAAAGAGAAGCAGAAUUCGAAGAGAGUGUGGGAAAAGGAGAUGAACCAGUGAUUCCUGGAGAGAAAGAAGGGGAAGCAGGGUUAGCUGGGAAGAAGACUAUAGAAACUGUUAAAGCUACUGAGCGGAUCAUGGAAGCAAUUGAACUUUAUAGAGAAGAGACCAAAAAACUGGAGGAACACAGAAGAGCCUGUAUAGCGGCAGGCAAAGAGCUUCCACUACCGACCAACCCUAUACUGGCUGCAUUUGGAAAUAUUUCUCCUUCACGUUACGUCUUGGACGUUAUUCGAAAAGUCAAGUCAAGUGAACUGGAGGAAUCAUUGCUUGUGCUGCCAUUUUCCUACAGUCCUGAUCUGCUAACUCUAUUUAAUGAGUACAUUCAACUUUCUCUAGAGGUCGAACUCAUUUGCCGAUGUCUUUUCUUUCUUCUUAAAAUUCAUUUUGGACAGAUCACAAGUAAUCAGAUGCUUCUUACAGUUAUUGACAGUCUGAGAAAAAACACAAUAGGAAAGAUCAAUGAAAUGAAGGAUCUCAUUGGUUUCAAUAUGGCUGGACUACAGUUCUUGCAGCGUGAGAUGGAAGAGAAAGAGGAUGUGACCUUUUUUGCUGAUGCAACUGAGAGGUUCAUCGAGAAGAAAAGGAAAAGGAAGAUAAAAGAGAGAGCUAUCCUCACCACUGCUUAAGACCAUGCAAGUUUAAUUUCUUAUUGCACCACAUAAUAUCACUGUGAUGGCUCAGCAGAACUGAGAGAAAUGUGUAUCUGAUCCAGUCAAAGUGCAUUCCGGUUCAUGCACCUUAUGCCACACUGAGCUGCCUUGUCUAUUCAAUGUAGAUUUAUUUCGAAAAUGGCUCCUCAGCCACUCUGUGUAAAUGGGCUUUAAUAAAAGAUUACCUUUUAAAGUUG